Molecule: messenger RNA, 2654 nt
Organism: Cottoperca gobio
Lineage: Eukaryota; Metazoa; Chordata; Actinopteri; Perciformes; Bovichtidae
Gene: alox12
Product: arachidonate 12-lipoxygenase
Exons: 15
Coding region: 243-2255 (670 amino acids)
Biological process (GO): lipid oxidation
Molecular function (GO): oxidoreductase activity, acting on single donors with incorporation of molecular oxygen, incorporation of two atoms of oxygen; protein binding; iron ion binding
Source: RefSeq, a predicted model, not a curated record
AGAGUGAGGGAGGGAGUGUGUGAGAGAAACUCCUGCUGAAAAUAUUCCAAAGUGACCACAGAGAAACAGGGGAGGAUUUCUGCAUUUAGAAUGUCCCGCCGACCAGAUAACAGCUGAAUUUACACAUCUGUGAGGACUUUUAAAAGAGCGAAAGAGAAGAAAUACGAUACAUAGGGGAAAUGAUAAAAGAAGCAAGGGCCAGAAUAUAAAAAGGAAAACUAGACGAAAAGAAGUGGACGAAGAUGGAAGUCUACACUGUAAAAGUAGCAACUGGAACAUCAGAGUAUUCAGGCACCAACAACUACAUCUUUGUUACUCUGGUCGGGGAGAAAGGAGAGAGUGAACGAACCCUGCUGGACAACCCUGGACUGGACUUCUGUCGAGGAGCAGUGGAUGAGUACAAUGUGACCAGCCCUUCCCCUUUAGGCACCCUGCUCCUGGUCCGACUGGAGAAACAGAGGUAUUGGUUGGAAGAUAACUGGUUCUGUCGCUACGUCACAGUGGAGCCUCCAGGGGGAGACAAAGUGCUGACUUUCCCUUGUUACCGCUGGUUUAUAGGAGACAUCAAGGUGGAGAUAAGAGAAUCAACAGCGAAGAUACUGAGGGAUGACUCCUCACCUCAGCUGCUGGCACACAGGAAGAAAGAGCUGCAGGACAGACAGAAGACUUACAGAUGGGGAACCUGGGCUUCAGGGAUUCCCAGAUGUAUCGAUGCUAAAACGGAAGCAGAUUUACCCCAAGAUGAACGCUUUGACAAUGAGAAGAGGAGCGACUUUGAGCAUUCCUUACAUUAUGCCUUGCUGGAGUUGUCUCUGAAGAAGCUCGCCAUCAGGUUUGGGAAGUCCUGGUGUGAUCUGGAUGAUUUCAAACGGAUCUUCUGGAAGCUAAAAAGUCCCAUAGCUGAGUACUGUAUGGAGCACUGGAAGGAGGACUGGUUCUUUGGCUACCAGUGUAUGAAUGGCUCGAACCCGAGGAUGAUCCAGAAGUGCAAGAAGCUGCCAGAGAACUUCCCUGUCCUACCAAACAUGGUGCAGAGCUCCAUGGCUCCCAGGACCAACCUGGACAAAGAACUCAAGGCAGGGAAUAUCUACUUGUUAGACUACGCCAUCAUGGAUGGGGUUCCCACCAACACAAUCAGGGGUAAACCUCAGUACAUCGCUGCUCCACUCUGUCUCCUGUACCUACAUCCAGAUGACGGACUCAUACCUAUUGCUAUACAGCUGGAGCAGAAUCCAGACCGGGACACUCCCAUAUUCCUGCCCAGUGACCCGCCCCUGUCCUGGCUAAUGGCGAAGAUGUGGGUGCGUCACUCUGAGUUCCAGGUGUUCCAGCUGCUGUCUCACCUGCUCAGGACUCACCUGGUGAUAGAGGUGUUUUGUGUGGCCACUCUGAGACAGCUGCCUGCUGUGCACCCUAUAUAUAAGCUCCUGUCUCCUCAUCUGCGCUACACUCUAGAGAUCAACUGUAGGGGGCGCACUCAGCUCAUCUCGCCUGAUGGCAUCUUCAAAAGGGUUGUGUCUACGGGUGGGGAUGGCCUGUUGAUUCUGGCUCAGAGGGAGUACAAGGUGCUGACGUACCGCUCCCUGCAGCCCUGCAACGACUUCACUGACAGAGGAGUUAACCAGCUCCCAAAGUAUUUCUACAGAGAACACGGGAUGAUGCUGUGGGACGCAAUACUCAGUUUUGUCUCGAGUAUAGUAAACCUAUACUACCAGUCAGACCAGGAUGUGCAGGAGGACCUGGAGCUCCAAGCCUGGAUCAGAGACAUAACCGAGGAAGGCUUCACAGAGCUCCCCAAAUUUGGUCUGCCCAGUACGCUCAGCACCAGAGAGGAACUCUCCACCCUGCUGUCUGUGGUCAUCUUCACCAGCACAGCCCAGCAUGCUGCUACUAACAACGGACAGUUUGACUGGUGUGCCUGGGUCCCCAACACCCCCUGCACCAUGAGACACCCCCAUCCAAAAGACAAGGAUGCUGUUACCAUGGAGAUGAUCAUGGACACCCUUCCUGAUGUCAGCCAGUCCUGUAUGCAGAUGGCCAUCACAUGGCAUCUGGGGCGAGCACAACCAGACGCGAUUCCUUUAGGGAAAUACACAGAGGACCACUUCAUUGAGGGGCAGGCCCAGGAGCUGAUUGACAGGUUCAGAACAGAUCUGAAGAAGAUUGAGAGCCACAUCGAGAGUGAGAAUGAAGGACUGGAGCUUCAGUACCUUUUCCUGCUGCCCAGCCGCAUAGAAAACAGCAUCACUAUAUAGAAUACAUGCAGGUUUCUUUUCACAUUAGAUUAUUUUGUGUUUAGAAAGGAAAGCACAAGUAGGGGAAAAUACAUUUUAAUUUGUAUAAACAAUUUAACAGGCACAGCCGUCUGUUUUUGCAAUGUGUACAAGUUGUCAAGCUAAACAUGGAUUAUUUUUGUCAUUUUAUUACACAGCCAAUAUUUUCAUGUAUAGGUAUUUAACACUUUUUAUGAAACUUUUAAAAUGUUGUAAUUACAGAUGUUGAUGUGUUGGAGAGCUAGAAAGUCAUAAUUCAGCUAAUAAAGAAAAUUCCAGGCUGGUGUUAAAUAAAUUGAAUUCAGUCAUCCACAUACUUUUUAAUGCAAUCUUGGACAUUAAAUAUCAUUUUGAUAUAAAUAAAAGACAACCUCAAGGAUA